Molecule: messenger RNA, 3234 nt
Organism: Aspergillus fischeri NRRL 181
Lineage: Eukaryota; Fungi; Ascomycota; Eurotiomycetes; Eurotiales; Aspergillaceae
Gene: pmcC
Product: putative calcium transporting ATPase (Pmc1)
Exons: 7
Coding region: 1-3234 (1077 amino acids)
Biological process (GO): calcium ion transmembrane transport; intracellular calcium ion homeostasis
Cellular component (GO): membrane; intracellular membrane-bounded organelle
Molecular function (GO): ATP binding; P-type calcium transporter activity; ATP hydrolysis activity
Source: RefSeq, a predicted model, not a curated record
AUGAGUCUCAGGCCUCUGUCCUCCGUUCGAGACGACCGAUCCGAAGCAGUAGCCUCAGACACUCAAACCGCACGAGACAAUUGUUUUGCCUUCUCGCCAGGCCAAUUAAAUCAGCUCUUCAACCCCAAAUCUCCCCCUGCACUUUAUGCUCUCGGUGGCCUCCACGGCCUUGAGUAUGGCCUGCGCACCGAUCUCAGCGCUGGUCUGUCAGCCAGCGAGAGGAUCCUUCCUGGCGCCGUCACACUAGAAGAGGCGAGACAGGCAGCGCUAUGCAAGACGGAGAGCAAGCGGCCGCUGCUGGCGAACGCAACCCGGCCCCGUCCCGACCAGGAAACCGCAGUGCCAUUCUCCGAUCGAACCCGCGUGUUCGGGCGGAACGUGCUGCCCGACGCGAAGAGGAAAGGCUUUGGAAGGCUUCUCUGGGACGCGUAUAACGAUAAGAUUAUCAUCCUUCUGACCAUCGCGGCGGUCGUCUCGCUGGCGCUUGGGAUAUAUGAAGCUGUUAGCGGGCAGUCGCAGGUGGAUUGGAUCGAGGGCGUGGCGGUCUGCGUCGCUAUUGUGAUUGUUGUUGCUGCCACUGCAGGGAACGACUGGCAGAAGGAGAGGCAGUUUGCGAGACUCAAUAGACUGAAAGCCGAUCGUCAGGUGAGAGUCAUCCGCUCUGGAAGGCCGAUGAUGCUGCAUAUCAAUGACCUGGUCGUGGGCGAUGUCGUCCAUAUUGGGCCGGGGGAUUGUGCCCCUGCCGACGGGGUCGUGAUAACGAACCAUGGGCUGAAAUGCGACGAGUCCAUGGCGACGGGGGAGUCGGAUCAGGUUGAAAAGGUCAGUGCUGGCGCAGCUACUGAUGACCAGGACCCGUUCAUUAUAUCGGGAAGCAAAGUCCUCGAAGGAAUGGGCACAUAUCUGGUAACCAGCGUGGGCCCGCACUCGACGUAUGGCCGGAUAAUGGUGUCUCUAGGAACAGAGAGUGCACCAACGCCACUACAGGUGAAAUUGGGCAAGCUAGCCAACUGGAUAGGUUGGUUUGGACUGGGGGCGGCUCUUCUCCUCUUCUUCGUGCUCCUCUUCCGCUUCUUGGCUCAACUUCCAGAUAACGAUGCGCCGUCCACUGUAAAAGGACAAGAGUUUAUGGAUAUUCUCAUAGUAACAGUAACAGUGAUCGUGGUUGCAAUUCCCGAAGGACUACCCCUGGCUGUGACCCUGGCCCUAGCUUUUGCGACAGCCCGUAUGCUCAAGGAAAACAAUCUCGUGCGCCAGCUACGUGCUUGCGAAACGAUGGGAAACGCCACCGUGAUAUGCUCGGAUAAAACAGGGACUCUGACGCAGAACAGGAUGACGGUGGUGGCGGGCUUCUUGAGUACUAGUGAAUCGUUCGGCCGGCUACCCCUAGAGAACGCAUCUCAGCCGCAGCACGACGCCAUCUCGGGUGUAACGCAGAGGUACCCGGGAGACUUGAAGGCUCUGCUAGUCAAGAGCCUCGUAGUCAACUCGACGGCGUUCGAGGAGCAGCGCGAGAAUGAAAAGGUCUUGGUCGGGAAUAACACCGAAAUUGCGCUCCUUCGAUUUGCACAGACAGCUCUUGAUGUGCGGGAUGUGUCUACGGAGCGAGAAAGAACCGAGAUCGAACAGGUCUAUCCAUUUGACUCGGCUCGGAAGGCGAUGGCGGUCGUGUAUCGUUUGGGAACAGGGCACCGAUUGCUAGUCAAGGGAGCCGCAGAGGUCGUCCUCGGGGCCUGCACUGAAUCGACACUUCCAGGAGUAUCGGACGAAACAUCAUUAGCCAGAGCACAGAUGUCGCGCGAGGACAGGCGGACAAUCCAUGACCAAAUCGAUAUCUUUGCCCGAGCCUCGUUGCGGACGAUCGCAAUUGCAUACCGCGAGCUUCCAGGUUGGAAUUCUGGGCAGGUUGGAGACAACGAGAAGGGUUCACUUGAUUUCGAUGCCUUGUUCAAUAAUAUGACUUGGAUCGGGGCGUUUGGCAUCCACGAUCCGCUAAGGCCCGAAGUCCCCGAAGCCAUUCGGAAGUGCCAUGCGGCGGGCGUCCAGGUCAAGAUGGUUACCGGUGACAACAUCCACACGGCGUUAUCCAUCGCCAUCUCCUGCGGGAUCAAGACGGACGACGGCAUCGCAAUGGAAGGACCCGACCUUAGGAUGUUGACCGAGGCGCAGCUGAAUACGACCAUUCCACGACUCCAAGUCCUGGCUCGCUCUUCGCCCAGUGAUAAACAGCUCCUCGUUGAGCAUCUCAAACGGCUUGGUGAGACGGUGGCCGUGACAGGCGAUGGGACCAACGACGGGCCGGCUCUCAAGGCCGCCGAUGUAGGGUUCUCGAUGGGCCUGAGUGGGACUGAAGUCGCGCGUGAAGCAAGUUCUAUCAUUCUCCUCGACGACAACUUUCGAUCGAUCGUCACGGCCAUUGCCUGGGGCCGGUGUGUCAAUGAUGCUGUGGCCAAGUUUCUGCAGUUUCAAAUCACGGUCAACAUCACCGCCGUCUGUCUGACUGUCGUGACGGCCAUCUACAGCAGCUCCAACGAAAGCGUCUUCAAGGCGGUCCAGUUGCUAUGGCUGAAUCUCAUAAUGGACACCUUUGCCGCUCUUGCGCUAGCAACCGACCCUCCCACCGCGGAUAUCCUACAGCGACCCCCAAGGCCACGAAGCGCGCCUUUGUUCACCGUGACCAUGUGGAAGCUGAUGCUGGGGCAGUCGAUCUACAAGCUCGCCCUCUGUUUCACGCUAUACUUUGCAGGCAACAGGAUCCUCAAAUAUAAUACCGAGGCCCACCAGCAGCAGGCCGAACUCGACACCGUCAUCUUCAACACCUUCGUCUGGAUGCAGAUUUUCAACGAGCUGAACUGUCGUCGACUGGACAACAAGUUCAAUAUCUUCGAGGGCAUCCUGAGAAAUAGAUGGUUCAUGGUGAUCAACGCCUUGAUGGUAGGUGGACAAGUGCUCAUCAUCUUUGUCGGUGGGGCAGCGUUCGGCGUCACCAGGCUGGAUGGACCCCAAUGGGCUACUUGUAUUGGAUGCGCCGCCUUCUGUAUUCCCUGGGCCGCAGUGCUGAAGCUCGUUCCGGAUCGGCAUGUUGCCAGGCUUAUGUCUAUGGUUAGUAUUGGGGUGGGGGUUCUGCUUGCUCCACUUAGACAGAUGUGUCGGGCUCUGGUCCGAACCUUCAAUGGCUUCUUUCAAAGAGUCCACGUUCGGGAUGAUGAAGAAUCGAACGUCUCCCAGUGGUGA